AUGUUGAAAGGAACUUUAACAGGGAGCAAGAAAUACCCAGCAAACACAAGUAAUAAUUAACAACUCCUGAAUGGUUAUUAGUUUUAAAGGGGCUAUCUCACUAGGAUAUUGCUGUUUAAGGUCAAUUUUGUGCUCAAGUCAUUACUUAGUACCCUAUACCCAUACAAAAAAUCCUGCGGUGUAGAAUUAUAAAGAAUAUACCCAAACUUUCAUCAGGAAGCACUAACCAUAAUAAUUUGUUGGUGAUUUUUGUAGGAAUAACAUGAACACUUAAAAAAAAAAUGGCCCAACUAUUACAAGUUUCAAUCCAUGUCCAUCUUUGACAUCCGAUCCUUGAAUAUAGUCUUUUAGCUUUUAAAAAAGAUAGUAAAUAACGUGGUUUUGCUCCUUUUAAGUUGCAAAUCCUAGAAUGGUCAUAGUUUCAAUCACUUAUAAAAUUCGUAGUCGACUGUUCUCAGAUGUUUUACGAAAAAGAUUUUGCAUUUUUCUUUCUACCGCUAAUAUAAUUGACAAUUAACACCUGAUUCUUUUUCAAUCAUUCCAGAUACUAUAAACUUACCAAAUAUCACGCGCUAGCUAAGACUGAGGUAAUUGUCAUUCCAGUCCACCAUAAAAAUCCCCGCUCAACUGACACUAGCUAGCUUAAACAACCCCUCGUAACUAACGUAUUUUUCAAUGGCAGUGGCGUCGUUAAUAGCAGAAUUUGUUUCUAUUCUCCUUCUUUACCCCCAGUAAUCACUGAUUUUCAAAUGGAUGCAACAAACUACAAGUUCUCCCUAGUAAGCGGUCAGAUGGAAGUGCAACAGGAGGGAGUCUACUAUGUCUUUGCCCAAGUUUUUUUUGAAAAUUAUCCAGACGCUCCUUCAAUCUACCAUAACAGAGUGGAGCUUACUGUCAAUGGAGUUCGCGUAGCGCUGAUGCAAACACCCAUAGGCAACCAUGCAGAUUAUGGUACAGAAUCGUCCGGCGCAGUGGUGAAGCUGAAUGUAGGUGAUCGCAUCGGCUUGAAGACCGUGUACGAAAGUUUCAUCUGGUUAACAGGCGAUCUUACCUUCUUUGGCGCUUAUAGAAUCGAUUUAUCAGAUGAAUGCUAA
Messenger RNA from Porites lobata, 1094 nucleotides. Lineage: Eukaryota; Metazoa; Cnidaria; Anthozoa; Scleractinia; Poritidae. The record is from the annotation of a GenBank genome assembly.